Molecule: messenger RNA, 1212 nt
Organism: Aphidius gifuensis
Lineage: Eukaryota; Metazoa; Arthropoda; Insecta; Hymenoptera; Braconidae
Product: flavin-containing monooxygenase FMO GS-OX-like 2
Exons: 3
Coding region: 24-1076 (350 amino acids)
Molecular function (GO): NADP binding; flavin adenine dinucleotide binding; N,N-dimethylaniline monooxygenase activity
Source: RefSeq, a predicted model, not a curated record
GAACUAAUUUGCCAAAAGAAGUAAUGGGUUAUCCUGAUUAUCAAAUUGACAUUGAUACACCAAAAAGUUAUUUAACUCGUACAGAAAUAUUAACGUUUUUAAACAACUAUUGUAAGGAUUUUAAUCUUCGUCAAUACAUCAAGUUUUUGCACAAUGUGAUGAUGAUUGAACCAAGUGAUGAUGAAAGUAAAAAAAAAUGGUUAAUUAAAGUUAAAAAUUUGGCUGAUGGAGUUGAGAAAAAUGAAUAUUUUGAUGCUGUUAUGAUAUGCAAUGGUCAUUACUUUGAGCCAAGUGUGUCAAUAAUUGAUGGACAAGAUAAAUUUCAAGGACAACAAUUACACAGUCAUGAUUAUCGUGUGCCAGAAAAAUUUGAAGGUAAAACAGUUGUUGUCAUUGGAGCUGGACCAUCAGGAAUGGAUUUAGCACUUGAAAUUUCAAGUAAAGCUAAAAAAGUAUUUUUGAGUCAUCACAACAGAGAUCCAAUACAUACAAUUUUUCCAGAACAUGUUAUUCAAGUACCAGAUGUUAAAAAAUUUAAUGAAAAUGAAGCUGUAUUUACUGAUGGUCGUCGAGAAAAAAUUGAUGUUAUAUUUUAUUGUACUGGAUACAAAUAUAGUUUCCCAUUUUUAUCAAGUAAAUGUGGUGUCAAAGUAGAUGACAACAUGGUAACACCACUAUGGAAACAUUUAUUGUCAAUUGAAAAUCCAACACUGGCAUUUGUUGGUUUGCCAUUUUACGUAUGUGCCUUCAGUAUGUUUGACUUACAAGUAAGAUUUGUUUUUAAAUAUUGGCUUGGUGAUAAGCAACUUCCAGCCAAAGACAUCAUGCUAUCAGAAGAAGCUAAUGAACUUGAAAGAAAAAAAUUACAAGGCCUUGGUAAACGACACUUUCAUAUGAUGGGCCCAGAACAAGGUGAUUACUAUGAUGAUUUAUCAAAUACUGCUGGACUCGAACAUCUUCCUCCAGUUUUAACAAAAUUACACAAUGAAAGCAGUAUGAGAUUUUUGGAUGAUUUAGUUCACUAUCGUGAGGAUCGUUACAAAAUAAUUGAUGAUUUUAAUUAUGUUAAAUUAUAAAUGUAAAUUAAAAAACAUUUUUAUCAUUUCCAUUAAUUAUUUUAAACAAUUUUGUCAAUUUAUCAGGUCAAAUGUCCAAUAAAAUGUUGAAAUUAUAUUUUUCCAGACAGUGAUAUUAAAAAAAAUAAUUAAAAAA